UUCUCUUUAGUGUUUGCCAAUGUUGGAGGUGUAACUGGGGUCGGGCCCUGGACUAAGGUAAAUUAUUACAAUUAAAAUGUAAGACAUUUCAUCGUGGAGUUAGGCUCUGGCUUGUAAACAAAGUCACGGUGCUGACAGCUACACAGACGUACUCAAGACCCCGAGUGUUUCGUUCAGAGGUGAAGGGGGGUGUUUAUUCGUUCAGCCAUGAUGUCUGCACAUAACCCCAGUCGAGUUCAAAACCGGCUAGAGAGCAUGGCUCAAGUGAAAGUGCAGACCUCAGCCCCCCUGCCUGGGCCCGGCCUGUCUCCUGUGGUGCCCCCUGUGGUCCUGCCCAGCUCAGGAGCUCUGGGUCUGCAGUCCACCAUCAACGGCACAGUGCCAGCCACGACGCCCGCCUGCUCCAGUUCUGCCGCUGGCUUUGUGGACUCCACUGUACCUGCCAUCCCUCCAGGACCUCCCCAGGAUAACAUGGCAAACCCUAAAGAGAAAACUCCCAUGUGUCUGGUGAAUGAGUUAGCCCGUUUCAACAGGAUUCAACCACAGUAUAAGUUGGUGAAUGAGCGGGGGCCUGCCCAUGCUAAGAUCUUCACUGUGCAGCUGUGUUUGGGGGAGCAGUUUUGGGAGGCCGAAGGCAGCAGCAUUAAGAAGGCCCAGCACUCUACAGCCACCAAAGCGCUGUCGGAGAGCACGCUGCCCAGACCACCACCCCGCUCCCCUAAAGCCGACACCAACAGCAAUCCAGGCAGCAUCACCCCUACAGUGGAGCUCAACGGCUUGGCAAUGAAGAGAGGGGAGCCCGCCAUAUACAGACCUCUGGAGCCCAAACCCAUCCCCAAUUACAGAGCCAACUACAACUUCAGAGGAAUGUUCAACCAGAGGUACCAUUACCCAGUGCCUAAGGUAUUUUAUGUACAGUUGACAGUUGGGCACAACGAGUUUAUCGGCGAGGGUCGUACUCGGCAGGCAGCACGACACAACGCUGCGAUGAAAGCACUUCAAGCGCUGCGGAACGAGCCCAUUCCAGAGAGACCACCUCAGGGUCCAGAGGAAAAGAAGGGUUUGGAAGAGAACACAGAUGCCAACAAAUCAGAGAUUAGCCUGGUCUAUGAGAUUGCACUCAAACGCAACCUUCCUGUAAACUUUGAGGUGCUGAAAGAGAGUGGUCCUCCUCACAUGAAGAGCUUCCUGACGCGUGUAACUGUGGGUGAAUUCUCUGCUGAGGGCGAGGGCAACAGUAAGAAGUUGUCCAAGAAGAGAGCUGCCUUCUCCAUCCUACAGGAACUCAAGAAACUGCCAUUCCUUCCAGUGGUGGAAAAACCCAAAAUGCAUUACAAGAAACGCCCUAAGUCCAUAUUAAAGACAGGGCCUGAGUACGGGCAGGGCAUGAACCCCAUCAGCAGACUGGCUCAGAUCCAGCAGGCCAAGAAGGAAAAGGAGCCAGAGUACAUCCUGCUGUCAGAAAGAGGAAUGCCUCGCCGCCGAGAGUUCAUUAUGCAGGUGAAGGUGGCUAACGAGGUGACCACAGGCAGUGGACCCAAUAAGAAAGUAGCCAAGCGUGCAGCAGCUGAAGCCAUGCUACUGCAGUUGGGCUUCAAGGCCUCCGUCCCCCUGCAGAGCCCACCAGACAAGCCACAAAUGGAUAACAAAGGCUGGAAUGGACAAAGGGCAGCCUUCCCUGAAGCUCCUAGUAACACACAGAAGGGAAUUCUCCAUCUCUCUCCAGACAUGUACCAGGAGAUGGAGGCCAGCAGGAAUAAGGGAGGCCCGGGAGCCUCUGUCAGCUACCUAAGCCCUAAAGACCUCAGCCAAGUCGGAGGCCCCUACUACAGCACUGCAGUGGGCAGCACAGCUACUAUCGCCCGGGAGCUCCUGCUAGGGGGGAGCUCGCCCACGGCUGAGACCCUGAAGGGCAAAGUGCCCAUUCUGGCCUGCGGCUCAGUACACCCUACCCAGCAGCUAGAGUACCUGGCCCGCAUUCAGGGCUUUCAGGUGCAGUACACAGAUAGGCAGACAGACAAAGAUUUCCUGACCUAUCUCACCCUGUCACCUGUACACAUGACGUUUAGUGGCAGUGCCAACUCCAUCCAAGCCAGCCAUGACCAGGCUGCUCUCAGUGCCUUGAAACAGCUGUCAGAACAAGGCCUGGAUCCAGUGGACACAGCCGUCAAGGUAGAGAAUGGAUCAUGUGAAAUACAGGCGAAGCUCCUGACCGAGAGGGCUGACGGUAAACAGACUAACUCAGGCACCACUGCUCAGGACUGCAAGGAUCCAAAAGUCGUCGUCUAGGAGCUGAAGCCUGUGUCACACCUCUGCAGCAGAGCCCUGGCGACAGCUGCUGCAUCCUUCCACACACGCCAACAUGCAAUAGGGUGGAUGUGUCCCAGGAAAAAAUGAUGGAUUUAGGGAGGAAAAAACAUUCUUUCAGUCUAUGUGAAGACAACACUAUCUUAACACGACAUUUAUUUACUAUGGAGAAAUUAACUAUUAAAAGAAGCAAGCAAGCAAGUAUCUAUAUAAAAGACUAAUCUGUAAUGAUUUUUUGCAUGGUACUGUUGACUUCAAGGGAAAUUUAACUGACUAUAUAGAGCAAUUCCCUAAUUGAUAGAUGUUUUGAUUUUUAUUUUCACUAGUCUCCAAGUGGUAUGGAUAAAACAGAUGUAUAUCAUGCCAUUGAUACAAAAAAUAUUAUUGGGGGAAAAACCUUCUGUAGUUUAUUUUGGGAAGAGUACAUUGUUUUCUUUUUUUUCCUCUUAAUCUAUGAAUAACAGUGCUUGAGUAUUUAAAGAUUAACCAAUGGCAGUGCUGUGAAAGUUGUAGUUGUUGUCUUCAUAUAUAUUCACCCAGCUUUAUCUUUUAUGCUGACAUAAAGCAUUCAUUUAUCUAUAUGGAUGUGUAUGACUUGCAGAGUAUCAAAUGCAGAAGAAAAAAAACCCAAAAGGAUAAAACUGGUGUUAGAACAAAGCAGUAUUGGCUGCAGGAGACUGAAAGAAAUCUGAAGGAAAUCUGCAUUCCCCCAACCAGGGGAAACGGAGGCUUUGGGAGCGCCCACCAGCUGCCCUGCCCUCUGACAUGAUGUUCCCUGAAAACAGAAUUCCAGAAAGUCUGGCGAUGGGAAUGUGGUCUGUUAUUCUGGACCAGUCAAGGCCAUUAGGUUCUCCAGGGUAGGCUUCUCUGCUCCUGACCCGGAAGCUGGGCUGCUAGAAUGAUGGCUAGUGCUUUCUGGUAAUUCUGUUUCUGUGGUUCUUCUCCUUCCAGUUUUGUCCAACACAUCUACACCCAUGUUUGUGUGUUGUAUUGAUGCAUCAACUGAGUGCUUUUAAUAACUGCAUUCUGGAAAAGCUUUGAAAAGAGAGCCUGUUGUCUGAAAGCAGGUUCUCUUUCCAAAUUACAUGACACAAUGAAAUAAGUAUUAAUUACUUGAAUCUGUUUUGGUCACUUUCCCAGGAGGGCAUUUUUCUCUCUGUGAAUGCAUAGUGUGAAUGGAUAGUGUGAUAAAAGUUUCAGUUUCAGAACUGCAGUAAAAUCACAUCAGUUCUUGUUGAAAAAAAGUGUUGUGUUGUUUCUUUCACUCUUUAUUAAGUAUAGAGCAGAAUUUCAUCACCCUGGAGAAUCGAGGGGGAUCCAGUGCUCUCCCUUGGGGAAGUGUGAUUCAAAUACAAAAUAGUCAUUUUAUUCUAGCAAAAAUCUAAUAAACAAUCGUAAUGAGG
Molecule: messenger RNA, 3710 nt
Organism: Electrophorus electricus (electric eel)
Lineage: Eukaryota; Metazoa; Chordata; Actinopteri; Gymnotiformes; Gymnotidae
Gene: stau2
Product: staufen double-stranded RNA binding protein 2
Biological process (GO): intracellular mRNA localization; protein localization to synapse; germ cell development
Cellular component (GO): neuronal cell body; cytoplasmic stress granule; neuron projection
Molecular function (GO): double-stranded RNA binding; mRNA binding
Source: RefSeq, a predicted model, not a curated record